Messenger RNA from Capronia coronata CBS 617.96, 396 nucleotides. RefSeq lists its product as uncharacterized. Lineage: Eukaryota; Fungi; Ascomycota; Eurotiomycetes; Chaetothyriales; Herpotrichiellaceae. The annotation marks the transcript as partial. The record is from RefSeq and is a predicted model, not a curated record. The transcript has 2 exons.
AUCGGCGGGAAGUUGAAUCUUAAAACCGUGCAAUCCGGUCUCAGCGGCGUCGUUGAUGGGACGUUCAGACUACACUGUAUCUUCAACGAAAACGGCCGUGUGGCUCUCCCAGAGAGCCAGGACUGGCUCGAGGGGCUCUACACUUUCCAGCGUUGUCAACUCCGUAAUAGACCCACCCUGAGAGUCGACUCCACCAGGAGUCGGAGUCGCCAACUGACAACGCUGCUUGAAGGCACCGGCGGCGACUCUAGAUUCGCUGUCGAAUUCAAGUUUGCUAAGGCCAUAGGCACCAUUGUCAUCGCCACAACCUCAUCAGCAGCCAAGGCUGGCGUAUUGAAGAAACUGGGCGCUGAUCAUGUCAUCGACUACAAGGAAGUGCUAAACCUCAACUGGGGG